This is a messenger RNA of Rhagoletis zephyria (snowberry fruit fly), 650 nucleotides long. RefSeq lists its product as uncharacterized. NCBI's taxonomy places the organism in Eukaryota, Metazoa, Arthropoda, Insecta, Diptera, Tephritidae. The record is from RefSeq and is a predicted model, not a curated record.
AUGUCCUUUGAAGCAAACCUUUAUCGGCAAUUUGAUUUACCUCGGGAGCAAGCAUCCGAAGCAGAAAAACAAGAAGCUCAAGAGCUACCUUCAACAUCAAAACAACGCUUGCCAACAGCAAGGUCUUUUGAACUAUCACCACCGGUACCGCACCCCAGCUACCCUCGCUUACUUCCAGAAAAACAAGAAGCUCAAGAGCUACCUUCAACAUCAAAACAACUUUUGACAACACCGGAGCCUAUUGAACUAUCCCCUCGGGUAGCACACCCCAGCUAUCCUCUCUCACUUCCAGGGAAACAAAGCCAGAACAGCUGCAGCAGUCAAACAAUUUUCCCUGCACCAAUACUGCAAUCCACGAGCCAAUCAACCCGCANACUUGAAAAUACGCUGUUGGAAGAUCAGCAGAGCGAUUUCAAUUUGCGUUUGGCUUACGAACGCCAAACAGAAAAACUUAAAAAUAUGUGUCAGUCCUUGGAUAAUGAAAAAGCGCGUAAUGUACGACUGAUGGAGUUAAUUCGUGGUGUUGAACUAUCUACUUCGACGGAAGAUGAGGAACCGGAUUAUUCGCUUUCACGAUGUGGUGCUACGGAACGUUGGUCACGCGCAUCAGAUGUAUAUGAAUCGAUAAGCCCGCUGUUGUUGCAACAGAG